UUCGGAGUUGGAGCAAGCCACUAGCAGACACUACGAGUCGUACAUCAUACCUUACCUUGCAGCUCGUUUACAUAAACGGAUGUGAAGUUGUUCUUUCAAAGGCUGAGUUAAUAACUAUCCCCCGCUUAGAGUCUGAGACCUAGAAUAUGACCACGAUCACGAGGAGCUCGUUGGUUCGCGGCGCGACUCUCAAUGCCGCAUUGAGGACGGCCCUCCUAGUGCUAGGCUUCCUCGAGAUCACCGCGCACGCGACUAUAGUGGCGGCAGCACGCGGAGGUGGCAGCAGGCGGGCCCCGCCCCCGGAUUUAUUGCCCUCGUUGGAACAGCUAUCCACCUGCAAGUUCAAAGGUACGAUUAAUGUCACAGUUUCGCCAGAGUUCGUCGGCACAACGUGGCGAGGGUGGGGGACUUCUCUCGCCUGGUUUGCGAACUACGUCGGCGGCUUGCCGAAGCAGGAGCUGAGCACGAUUCUCGACCUUCUCUUCGAGCCAAUCAACGGCCUUGGUCUCAACAUCGUGCGUUACAACAUCGGAGGGGGCCAUCACAAGAAACAGAGCCCGCAAUUUUACAAGAAUUCGGAAUCCGAUUGGCGGGGGAUGCCGGGUUUCAAGCCGACUGAGGACGGGCCGUACGAUUGGAGCGCGGACGAACGGCAGCGGAAUGUGCUGCUGGGAGCGAAGGAGAGAGGCGCGAAUGUGUUCGAGGCGUUUUCCAACAGCCCGCCUUGGUGGAUGACUGUUUCUGGGGACGUGGCAGGCGCGGCCUGGAAAGGGGAUACGAACUUGUUGCCUGAGUACGAGGGCGCUUUCGCAGAUUACCUGACGACAGUCGUGGCUGAGUUCGCGACAAGGUGGGGGGUUACUUUUGAUUCGCUGGAGCCUUUCAACGAAGCGCUUGAGCGGUUUUGGCAUGCGGGGACGGACCACGAGGGGUGUACGUUCAAUCCACCGGAAAUGGGGCGUGUAAUCAAGUACACUUCGGACGCGUUACUAGCUAAGGGACUAGUAACGAAGUUGGUGGGGGUGGAUAGCUGGGAUGGCACGACAGCGCAGCUGCCUCAGGUACCGAAUCACGAGCUACUAACGCGGAUAAACGUCCACGCGUACGUGAAUAGGUACUUCAGCGAGGGUGCGGCGGUGUCGUACGAAAGAAGAUUCGGCACCAUUCGCGACACGGCGAAGCUGCUGGGGAGAGAAGUGUGGGUGAGUGAAGCGGGACCCUUGAGUAAAAGUGGGAGCUUUUGGGAUGUUUCCCUGUUUAUGGCUCGUAACGUUAUCGAGACCGUCAAUAUCAUGGAGGCUUCGGCGUACGUGAUUUGGCAAGCGUAUGAUCUCGGCGCGCACUGGUCUUUUGUUGACUUCCCGCCGAAUUAUCCUCCGGACUACAGAGGCAAAAUGGAGACGCCUAAAGCGAACAAAAGGUUUUGGAUAUUCAAGCAUUUCACCAUGCUUGCCGAACCUGGCUCCAAGCCGCUCAAGCCCAGGUGGUAACCGCGUUACGGUGUUUAUAGUGAAUCAGAAGGCUGAAGAUCGGCGCGUUAUGAUUAAUCUAGAGGGGUUUACAAGGAACGUGGGGGGAGUCACUAAGGUGGUUGUUAGGCGCACGAC
This is a messenger RNA of Closterium sp. NIES-67, 1607 nucleotides long. NCBI's taxonomy places the organism in Eukaryota, Viridiplantae, Streptophyta, Zygnematophyceae, Desmidiales, Closteriaceae. The record is from the annotation of a GenBank genome assembly.